Molecule: messenger RNA, 804 nt
Organism: Aureobasidium subglaciale EXF-2481
Lineage: Eukaryota; Fungi; Ascomycota; Dothideomycetes; Dothideales; Saccotheciaceae
Exons: 1
Coding region: 1-804 (267 amino acids)
Source: RefSeq, a predicted model, not a curated record
AUGCGUUUCCAACUCUUCGCGAUUCCUGCCUUGGCUGUCAUCGCCGAGGCCGCUGCUAUCUCUAGCAAGCCCAGCAGUGUCUGCACCACCUGCCCUGUCACAAUCCAAAACACCGACUCUGCCAUCGCAUCAGUCCUGUCUCAAAUGGCCGCACAAAGCCCCAAGGCCAUUCAAACCACCACCUCCAUCACCGGCUCACCCAUCGCCUCCGCCGCUGUUGCAAAGAUGAGCACCACAGCACCACCCUCAUCAGUAAAGGCCACUUCCUCCUUCACAUCAGCCUCCAAAGCAACAAUCACAAGCGUCAGCACCAGCACCAGCAGCAAAAAGCGCCAACGCCGUCAAGCAACCGCCACAGCCUGCUCUACCAUGCCAAACUUCGGCUACACCUACACACCCUCCAACCCCGCACCCUCAGCCUUCCUCAAAGACUCCACCCUGCGCUCCCAAUACAUGACCGCCAAUGUGCCUGUAAACUACACCUGGCGCUUCGCAGGCUUCUACGCCUCUCAAUCCCAAGCGGGCUACAUGUUCUACACCGAGCUUUCUUCAUACAAUCCUGCUCAAUGCGCUGCCAUUUGCGAUGGCAACUCGGCUUGCAAAGGCUUCAACAUCUACUUUGAGAGAAACCCAAAGUUGAGCCCUGGUGAUGGGUGCAGUAACCCUGCUCCUCAGGUUAGCGUCAAGUGUGCUUUCUACAGCACGGCGGUUAGUGAGGCUUAUGCUAUCAAUGUUGGCAGUUGGAGAAGUUCUUUCAAUGUCGUUAUCACUGGUGCCAAUGGAUAUACCAAGGGUGGUUACUAG